UGCGACGUUGUGUCUGUCCAUUCCUUUACAACUGUCUAAUGAGCCGUGUGGGCCUCCUCUGUCCAGUCUGCUUCUUUCUAUGGCUGUUGCUGGGAGACAAAGUAAAAUGUCACCCAAGCGCUGUGAAGAGGCUUUUUGAACAGACACAUCAACACAAAUGACUGUGGGACGACACAGGACAUAAUUGUGAGGGGGUAAAGAAACAUCAGGUUCAAGAUGGGGGAGAGUGCGAAGCAAGAUAAUUGGGUAGACUUGUUACUUUUUUCCUCUAAAACUGCACUGAAGAUGUAAGGGAAGUCGAGGUAUUCGGAGCUGCUUCUUUUGCGCCUCAUAUCGAGCAAGAUGAGAGUCAUACCGACUCCACAGAAGCAGGCGUGGGAGAUUAUUUUCAUGCUUUUGAUCAGCACAUCAGGAGGCCCCCCCGCACAAGUCAGUUCCUGUCCCGAAGGUGCUCACGUCCACCUGCCCAGCCUGCGAUGCUUCUGGCUCUCUGAGAAGACGUCCACGUGGUCUGAGGCUUUGGCUUCCUGUCAGCGGACUCGCGGAGGAUGUGUGGCAGUUGCCGACACUUUGGAGCUGCAAAGCUUCCUCCACCACUUCUUCCCAGUAAAAAACACGGUGUGGGUUUGGAUUCGGGGAGUGAGUGAAGAUAUACCAGACAAGGCCGGGUUUGUGGAGUCAACCAGUCCUCCAUGGCGCAAUGGAGGCAGGGACCAACAUGAAGUAUGCACUCAGAUGGCUUUGGGGAUGCCUGGACAGUGGAGGACGACCCCCUGUGCUAAACAAUACCACUUCUUUUGUCAAAAUGACUUAACUGAGUGUUUACCAGAACUGGAGAGUUACGUUGUGGGAGUUGUUCUAAUGACUGGCGUCUACCAGCGGAUCCAGAUCGCUCCUUUAGCUACUGUCCCUGAUGUUGAACAACUUGCAGUGGAGAUGCAGCUGUUCCCUGGUUUGUGGUUCAGUCAUGCCGGUCAAGUGACAUCACUGGAACUGGUGGUCCAGCCCAGUUCAACUUCCUCUUCGGCCCGCAUUCAAAUCCUUCGACCCUACUGUAACCCCAACUACCACCUUGUACCUCCGGGUUGCAGCUCUCUGAUGAAUCCAUUCAGCUGCUGCUCAACGGUUCCACUGUGCAACACGACAGGAGGGUGCGGCACGGGCCAAUACUGGUGUCAUAUUCUCGAAACCUGCCUUGCCAACGAUCGCCCCUGUUCGCCCUACACCUCAGCGGCAGUGGAACGUGGGUUUGCGUUGCCACCCAGAUAUGCAGCGACCGCACCUUUUUAUCACUUGGUAGCGGACGUACCGCUGAAAAUAAGCCCCGUCACACGACUGCAAACGUUAAGUGUUGUUCUUCCGGAAGGAGCCGUCAAUGUGUACCCCGACGAUAUUGUUGCCGUUCAACACACCCGCGACCGCGGAGCCUUUCUGCGCUGCCUCGCCAGCGAAGCUCCCCUUAAUUCCCCGUGGCGACAGAGUUACCUGUCUCUCUUGGGGACAAAGUGGGGUGGCUGGUGGCAGGGAGGCCUCACUUUCAGGCCCCAAGGCGAACACUGGGUGGAUGGCGUGGUGUGUGAUCUCAGAUUGCUUUAUGAAGACACUCUUAAUGGAGCAAGAACUGAGCAACGGCGGAUGUUGGAAAUGACCACAGCCUCUGACGCGAAGUCCCUGACUCGUCACGUGAAAUCUACAUUUGGGCUGAGGAUCAUCCAUCCUCCACUGGAUGAAAAGAACCAGAUCCACCUUGCACUCAAUGUUGCAACACUCAUUGUUGUCACGGUACUAUCAGGAGAGAAAGUCACAUGUUCAUGGUCGGCUCCGGUGCUCCGGACUGGACUCCCCUUCGGCCGGUCUUGCCCCGAAGAUCUGCCCGUCUGCAAGACAUGUUCGGAGGAUGUGUGGUUCUCGUCCGUGACUCUGGUCUCACCUUCAGUCGGGGUCCAGAUGCUGAAUAUCAGUGUGGCAGAUGCAAUUCGGUCUCAGACUUUGACCGUGACGCUGCGUAGCUACGAGGCAGUGUCGGGACUCAGCGUGGAGCCAGGCAGACACCAAAGGACGCUUGUUGACAUUCCUCAGUCCUUUACCGCCCAAGUGGCGAGUGGCUCGUCUGUGACAUUCUCGUGGGUGAUUGACAACUUGGAGGCGUUUGCUGAUGAAGGAGAAUCUUAUAGUGUGGUGUUCAAGAAACCUGCCGAGUAUAAACUCAAGGUAACGGCGUCCAACCCCGUGAGCUCCCAGAGCGUGCAGCUCCUCCUGACUGCGGAUGAAAUGAAGCCACUGGGCGAGCCUGAGUUCAUGUACGUCAGGCGGGUGGUUGCCGUGGGUGCCGCACACCUUUUUACCCUCAGGGUCAAAGUGGACAUCGCCUUGCCAACGACCUUCAGAUGGGAUUUUGGCGAUGGGAGCAGCAGCGUUCUUCACACCGUGCCUGCUCCAUGCGACACUAUGGAGGUGCUUGCAGAAAAAGGAGAGACACAAGUCUUUGUGCGGCACUCUGUGAACUUCACCUACACUGCACCAGGGAACUACGACCUUCAUGUGGGAGUUUCCACCCAGUAUGAAGAAGUAGACAAGUCGAUCAAGAUUAGCGUCCGUCCUCUGUUAAAACGCCUUUUCCUUAACUCCUCCGCUCUGGUGGCUGUUGUCAAUGAAAUGUAUCUCCUGGAAGCCUUCACCGAUCCCGUCGUGGACAAUGUCAUCUAUACUUGGAAUUUUGGUGACAAAUCCAAAGCCGUCCAACGUUCUGACCCAAAAGUUGAGCACACCUUUACAUCUGCGGGAGAGUACAACAUCACAUUGUGUGCCAACAACACUAUUUCUAUGCUUACCAUCUGGCUCGUGGCGGACGUUUUGGAGAAAAUAACUGGACUGAGUGUCAGUUGCAACGGACCCAGUGAGUUGGGCUCCGUUACAGAUUGCAGAGCUACCGUUGCAACUGGUACGAGGCUUAUUUGGGACUUUGACUUUGGUGAUGGAUCCAAGCAGGGAAACCUGGCUGAUGGCUCGGUUUCCCAAAUCUACAAGUUUCAAGGCAACUACACAGUGAGGAUCAAUGUCUCGAAUUCAGUGGGCGAAGCUCACCAAUCGAUCAGCGUGGUUGUCUAUAGGUUAGCUGUUAUAGGAGUGACGCCGACUGAGUGUGUCAUGACGGGUCGAAACACAGAGUUUUCGGCCUUGCUGAAUGGAAACGUAUCCGGGCUGGUUUUCCAUUGGCUGUUUGGUGAGGGAACUCGUGCGACUGUGGUGACAGGGCGAUCGGCAGCGACGCACACAUUUUCCAGCCCAGGGCUUUUCCGUGUUAGCUUAACUGUGAAAAGCUCUCUUAGCACCGCGUCCUACAAUAGCACCGUCUGUGUUCAAACGGCAAUAACCGACAUGUCAGUGCGUCCGUCUCAAGAUGCAGCCGCCGCGGGAGAUGAAAUAUGUUUCAGCGUGUUAUUUUCUCCAGAGCAGACAACGAUUUGCCAAUUUAAGUGGCUCAGUAGCUCUUCCAGUCAAGCUGCCGUGACAGAACAUAGUCAACAAUGUUUUACUUUCAGAGAUGAGGGCAUUCAAAAAGUAUUUGUCACGGCGAGUAACAACGUAAGCAGCAAAACAGCCAGCGCUAGCAUCGCCGUUCAAAGACCUGUCAGCAAUUUCUCUUUAGCGCAUGCUAGUGAGACCGUGACUGUCAAUACCUCAGCAUCAUUUUGGGUUGCUAGCUGCACUGGCAGCAAUGUGUCUGUGUUUUGGGAUUUUGGAGAUGGUUCCCCGACAGAGCAGCAACAAAAUGUGUCGCACGUCUUUACGGCGACGGGGGAAUUUACAGCCACCGCCACCGCGUUUAACGCAAUUAGUCGGGAGUCUGUGAGUCUCAAGGUGAACGUCUUGCGUCCUGUUUCUGACUUCAGUCUUCAAACCAAGCAGCCGUUCAGCGUGGUCGGAGAAGAAACUUUUAUCACAGCAGUUAGCAGCGACGAGUGGACCGCCACCUACUAUUGGACAGUGGAUGGUUUGGUUCCAACACAAGAGGGAACUCGAGAGUUUCGAUUUGUUUUUCCCGAAGCAGGACAGUACCAAGUGAGAAGUAUCGCCCGAAACUUGGUGAGCAGAAGGGAAGCUGUGAUUUUAGUUGAAGUCUUCGAGAGAAUCGAAGGUCUUCACAUGCAUUGUCCUGCAUUGGCCAAUAUGACAUACUUACCGACCCAUGAGGACGUGGUGUUUGUCGCUUCCGUCACAAAAGGCUCCAAUGUCACAUAUAAGUGGCUCGCUACCCCAAAAACAAUCAAGCAUCAGAUUCCAGCUGAUGGAGAACGUUUUCAGUUGGUCGUCGAAACCCCCGGUCGGCUUACGAUUCAAUUAAAUGCCUCAAACAUGUUGGGCGAGAGCACCGGCGUUGCUUCUUUUGUGGCUGUGGAACGGGUAACAAAUGCACGCAUAACAGCGCAGACAAAUAUCGUGGCAGUGGGGAAGUUUUUACAUAUUUCGGUAUCAGUCCUUACGGGUUCUGACCUGAGGUACUUUUGGUAUGUGGAUUCUGAUCUUGCGCUCCUUGAGACGGACUCCCCUUUUUUUCGUCACAAGUUCACAAGCUCAGGGGAUUGUUUGGUUAAAGUUCUCGUUCAGAACACAAUCAGUCAAUGCGGUGACACUAAAAUCUUUACAGUCCAAGAGGAAGUAAAAGAGGCGAGCUUUCAAAUCGGUGGCAAGAUGUUUCCGUUUCAUCUAAGCACAAAUACCGCUGUGCCAUUCCGAGGAGUUGUCCGCCAAGGUAGUCAUCUACACUGGGACUGGAAAGUUAGCCACGCCACAACCGCCAUUUUUUCGGAAAGCAACCCCGCGUUUACCUACACUUUUCUCCACGAAGGCAUCUACGGAGUGUCCUUGAAUGUCUCCAAUGCAAUUAACUGGCAGGAAGUUACGCACCGUGUCAUCGUCCAGGAUCGAAUCGAAGGCCUCACCCUCAACGUUAGCAGGGAUGCUCUUUGUACUCGGGAGGAAGUUACUUUCAUCCCAGCAAUCCGGAGAGGAAGCAAUGCAAGCUUCAUUUUGAUGUUUGAAACUAAAGACUGGAAGCAUCGUCAGGAUGUGAUGGAGGGAUUGUUCACCACAUCGAACCUUCCAGCAGGGACACAUGUUGUUCAACUGACAGCUUGGAAUCAGGUGAGCAGCGCACAGACGUCAACCCAAGUUCAGAUCUUCGAGAAUGUAACACCCGUGCGACUCUUAACCCCUGGCCAACACGCCAUCGAGGCUCUGAAGGAGGUUCAUUUUGAGGUGGAUGAUGAAAAUGAGUUUUCGGUUAACUACACCUGGAUAUUUCACUUGGAAGAUACUGAACCUAUGUGGUUCAAAGGAAAAGAGGUCAUCUUUACCCCGUCAAUCAAUGGCUCGCUGUCACUGACCGUGCUCGCAAGCAAUGGCGUCUGCUCCAAGAUGCUAAACAAAACUCUGACAGUUGAAUGGCCCGUGAAGGAAGUCCACCUCCUUUGCCACUCAGAACCCGUAUUUGCUGGACAUGUUGUGCUAUUUUCUGCUAAAAUUAACGGAGGGAGCAACCUGAGAUACGCGUGGUCAUUUGGGAACUCCGUCAAAGACUGGCCCUCGCAUCUCAGUACAGUCAAUCAUACUUUUGGCAACGCUGGGGUUUACGUUGUUCUGGUCAACGUCUCCAAUGGUGUCAGCCACACGUCUGCGCAACUGCGCAUAGACGUGGUGGCGUUGCUUUGCUCCAGCCCUCAAGCGUCACUUAUCCAGAACCGGCCAACUAUCUUCAGAUCUAGAGUGAGUUUCUUUGAAGCCAACGUGGCGAUUAACUGCUCUGCCUACAAGGCAACAUACCAGUGGGAGAUAUUUCGAGCGUCCGAUUGUACCGAUGAGAAUCUGGACCUCACUGGGAAACGAGUCCCUCUCAAUGGUACAACGUCACCUUUUCUCCAUCUCCCAAAGCGUUCUCUCGAUGUGGGACAGUAUUGCCUUUUAUUCACCCUUUCAUUCCAAGGGACCCCUCUGCUCGUGCGUCAAAAAACUAAAGUCACCGUGGUGAGCUCCCCGUUGGUGGCCGUCAUCAAGGGAGGUUCACGUAGACUGUGGCCAAGCACCCUUGACCUCGUUCUGGAUGGUAGUGGAUCUCAAGACCCUGACGCAGACCAAGAUGGAGAGGAUGCAUUCCAGUAUCGCUGGACUGUCACCGUAGAGAAGUCCACAGUUCCUAUUGAGAGCGACGGUAGAAUUGUGACGGUACCCAGCAAACAGUUACAUCCUGACACCAUUUAUGCAUUCACCCUAAUCAUAAAUAAGAUGGGAAAGACGCCGGCAUCCUUCACGCAGACAGUAAUUGUGUGUGAACCACUACAACUUCCUGUGUUUGUGGAGUGGGUAUCCUGUCCAGGCCACGCCUGCAUCAUCCUGUCUGGGCAUUGUGGAGAGUGUGAUGACCAUGCUCAGUACAGUUGGAGCGUCGAGGAUGAGACAGGCGCGACAUUCGACCUCGACAAGGCUGCCCCCUCUGCAGGAAGACACUCGCCGAAAUUGAUGUUGCCUUCCGAUGCGCUGCUGUCGGGUCACACGUAUACCUUCACUCUCAAUGUGACUCUCCCCGGCAGUGGGAGGUGGGGCAGUGCCAGUCAGUCGGUUGUACCUCACAAGCCCCCUGAUGGAGGUCGGUGCGAAUUGCACCCAGAGUCCCACGUCCAUCCGUUGGGGACUGUAGUCACCUUCAACUGCACGGGGUGGAGCGAUGACGAAAGCAUCUCCUCCGGGCUCAUCUAUACCUUUCAGGUUGCACUGUGCCAUCCCAUCAUGUGCCCUCUUCUCACGCUGUACAAGGGUACUCGAUCAACUUUUGGCAGCCUCGUUCCGGUGGGCAUUCCUGUGCCGGGACAAAGCAAAUCACUUAUCACAGUGAUUUUGAUCAUCGAGGACAAUCUUGGGUCAAGUGUCGUUGCUCUAAACAGAACUCUGAGUGUCCAGAGUCAUCGAAAUGUCACUGAGUGGCUUCGAACAAAGAGCCAGAAAGACAUGUGGGCCUUUGUCCAACAUGGCAACCCUCAGGAAAUCAUCCCAUAUUCCAUUGCGCUCACGAGCCAGCUCAAUCAGAUGGCGUCUGGACAAAGUACCAGUGAGCUCAACAUGAAGAAGGAGAUAAGAGAAAAUGUUACCAAAGCUUUGCUCUCCCUCCCCGUUUCCUCCAUGAUGGAUGUUGACCAAAUCAGCUCAGCUUUAGUCCAGUCCACUGCUGUUCCUGCUGAGUUAAUCUGCGUGGACUGUCAGGAGAAGGUUCUCGAAGCAAUUGGGAAGAUGAUUCAUGUCAUGGAGGAACACAAAAGUCCUGCCGGUGGAGUUUCAGUGUUUGACACGGGGAAGAAUAUCCUUCGCAUUGUAGGUAGCUCUCUGGCAUCUGCAUCAUUAUCAACCUUUGCCUCAAAUUCUCAGCACAACUACUCCAGAACUCUGCAGGCCGCGUCGGUCAUCACCUUGUCAGCAAUUAGCCAGGCAGGGGCGUUAAUGCGCUCCCUGAUGCAUUCACCCGGUCCUGGCGAGGUGCCCCUUUCAUUCGUCACGCCUCAUAUCAGUACAGCUGGUUUCUAUGGCGACCCCUCCAACCUUCUGUGCUCGAAGCACACAAUUCCUUCCCAGUUAUCAACUCCGCCAUGUCCAUUUCAAAUCCCGUCCUCACUCACCACUCACCUUAAGAGUCAGCGCUCAGAACUGGCGCAGGUGAUUUUCGGUCUGGAUGAGUCGAACGCUUUGCUGGCUGCAGCCGACCCUCCGAUCUCGACCAGUCUGGUUGCCAUGGAGAUCACCACCCCGCAGGGCGAGCCCAUACCCGUCCAGGAUCUCGAGCCUGACCAGGCUAUUCGAGUCACCCUGCAGAGCAAGUUCCCAGCGGGGAAACGUGACGCACGUGGGGAUGGGAGAGUGGAUGGACAUACGAAUGGGACAUGUGCCACUGUUCCGCUUCCGCUCGAGCGAUGUCAGAAUUUUACAAUAAGAACUGUGGGCGGCCUGGAUGAAAAUACAGGUUUAUAUAUCUCUUUCAACUUCAGCCUGUUACCAGGAGUUACUUCAGAGACCGCGGGCUACGUUAAGAUAAAAAUGACAAGCGGAUCUCAGGAUUCCUUCACGAAAGAGUGGAUCGUCAAUCUUUCGGCUCGCCACACGUUCACGGAGAAAACGAUAUUUCUUUCUCCGCUGUGAGUACACUUUGAUUCUCAACGUCAUGCAUUAUUUUAAUUGAUGUC
Messenger RNA from Hippocampus comes (tiger tail seahorse), 8225 nucleotides. Its product is annotated as polycystin-1-like. Gene Ontology annotation, biological process: calcium ion transport. Bases 343 to 8181 code for a protein of 2612 amino acids. Gene Ontology annotation, molecular function: monoatomic cation channel activity. Gene Ontology annotation, cellular component: plasma membrane. The transcript is spliced from 21 exons. The record is from RefSeq and is a predicted model, not a curated record. Lineage: Eukaryota; Metazoa; Chordata; Actinopteri; Syngnathiformes; Syngnathidae.